AUGCUGGAGGCGGCCGAAGCGUUGGACGAAAACGACGACCUAGGCCUCCUCACAGGGGGAGGGGGCGGAGGGGGCGGCGGCGACGACGACGCGAACUCCAACGACGGGCGCGAAGGCGGACCGGCGAGCGCGGAGUCCCAAAAGGGGGAGGAUAGCAUCUUAGACAUCCCACCGUCGUGGGUACGACAGCUGACCCUUGACCGAGACCUGCUGGCCCUGCGGUACCCGCCAAGGGGCCAGCGCACGAUCAUGUACCGAAGGACAAAGGCCGAGCUGUUCGCGGAAAACGUGCACCCGGAGGGCACCACCAUGAGGCUCACGCUCUAUAAGGAUCGACUGUGCACGAUUGCGAAGGAAAUUCGCGAGGUUUUCGUUAACCGAGCGGACCGUCUGUACUCGCGGGUGCGCUUUCCGCUCGAAGGGAAGGUGUCCGAGCUAUUCCAUCCCGGGCGCGCGAACUCUUUACGAAACCUCGUAACCUGGAGCGGGCGGCGUAGGGAGCUCUACUUCUUCGUUGAGGCCAGGCUGGACGGCUUGGUCUCGCGAGUGGAAGACAUCGGCAAGAAGGUUCGCUAA
Ectocarpus sp. CCAP 1310/34 is the source of this 576-nucleotide messenger RNA. The record is from the annotation of a GenBank genome assembly. NCBI's taxonomy places the organism in Eukaryota, Phaeophyceae, Ectocarpales, Ectocarpaceae.